Messenger RNA from Osmerus eperlanus (European smelt), 2223 nucleotides. Its product is annotated as phosphatidylserine synthase 1-like. The record is from RefSeq and is a predicted model, not a curated record. Gene Ontology annotation, molecular function: L-serine-phosphatidylethanolamine phosphatidyltransferase activity. The transcript is spliced from 14 exons. Gene Ontology annotation, biological process: phosphatidylserine biosynthetic process. The coding region runs from base 179 to 1501 and encodes 440 amino acids. Lineage: Eukaryota; Metazoa; Chordata; Actinopteri; Osmeriformes; Osmeridae.
UUUAGUGUAUGACAAACUCAAGACGGCAUAAUUCUAUAUCUUAUACUUUCCAUUUUUCAGAUUACGACAGUGAAUAAGCCAAGUGGAUGUACCCUACACAAUCCCUGUGUUGGUUGGGUCGUGUUCAGGUCGGACAUUAAGUAAGGAUGACAUCAAUAAUAGACUACACUUUCGGAGGAUGAACGAGCAACAGGUGGAAGACAUCACUAUGGACUUAUUCUACAAGCCUCACACUAUCACACUCUUGACUUUCACAGUGGUCAGUUUAAUGUACUUCGCGUUCACCAGGGAUGAUGCGGAUGCAGACAGUAAUCUACGGGUGGGACUUGUCCUGGUUGUCGCUUUCUUCUUGGUCAUCAGUGUUCUGGCCUUUCCCAAUGGUCCGUUUACUAGACCACAUCCUGCAAUAUGGCGCAUGGUGUUUGGUCUGAGUGUCCUGUACUUCCUGUUCCUGGUGUUCCUCAUCUUCCUGAACUGGGACCAGGUGAAGGUGUUCAUGUAUUGGCUGGACCCCAGCCUACGCUACGCCACAAGAGAGGCAGAUAUCAUGGAAUAUGCGGUGAACUGCCACAUGAUCACCUGGGAGAGGAUCGUCAGCCACUUUGACAUCUUUGCGUUUGGUCAUUUUGCGGGCUGGGCCAUGAAGGCUCUCCUGAUCCGCAGUUACGGGCUCUGCUGGACCAUCAGCAUCACCUGGGAGCUCACAGAGCUGUUCUUCAUGCACCUGCUGCCUAAUUUUGCGGAGUGCUGGUGGGACCAGUUGAUCUUGGACAUCCUGCUGUGUAACGGAGGAGGUAUCUGGCUGGGCAUGACUGCCUGUCGCUUCCUGGAGAUAAGAACCUACCGCUGGGCCAGCAUCAAGGACAUUCAUACAACCACUGGGAAGUUGAAGCGGGCGGUGUUGCAGUUCACCCCUGCCAGCUGGACAUACGUACGCUGGUUUGACCCCAAGUCCUCCUUCCAGAGAGUGGCCGGCAUCUACCUCUUCAUGAUCCUCUGGCAGCUGACAGAGCUGAACACCUUCUUCCUGAAGCACAUCUUCGUUUUCCAGGUGGCUCACUUUCUGAGCUGGUGCAGGAUCCUCCUGUUGGGAGCCAUCACAGCCCCCACAGUCAGGCAGUACUACGUGUAUCUGACGGACACCCAAUGCAAGCGGGUGGGAACACAGUGCUGGGUGUUUGGAGCCAUAGCGUUCCUGGAAGCUGUUGCCUGUGUAAAGUUUGGACAGGAUCUGUUUUCCAAAACACAAGUGCGCUCUGUUGUCCUGUGGCUACUGUGUGUGGCCCUCAUCACCCUGCUCUGUCUGAAUGGAAUGAUGCGCUAUGAGCUCAAGUGUUGGUCAAAGUCAAAGAGAGGCUCUGAGGGUGAGGACGGCAGCAUAGACGUGUGCGAUCACACCUCAGGACGCUCCGCAGGCGAGGGAACUGGGAACAGAACCCAGAGGAGACGAGUUCCAGGGAAGAGCAGAGCAGAGCACCACAGUGAGAGCAGAAAGCAAUGAGACCGGGAAACGCAGGGAAGAAACGGCUCUGGAGUAAAUGAAGCAUGUUUAGUUCUGGGUUGUUGCACUUUGACACACUCGUUUUAGAGUAAUGAUUGACUAAAACAGGGUACAUGAAAAUUAAUUGGGUUUAAAUCUAGAUGGGAUCUUUUUAUGUGGUUGAAGAACCGGACAAAAUAAUUCACUGUUACACUCACAUGUUAUGGGUUGGGUACUUCCGUUCUAUGAAUGGCAUUUGGUAAGAUUUGACAGUUUGUAGUUAUUCAUUUUGACAGGUGUGUAGUCAUAAAAAUAUUUUUGGUCUGUUUUGCACAACAGGAUAAUCCCAAAUAUAAACACCAACUACCGCCUUAAUAUAAAUGUAUACUGUCAGUGUAUUAAUUAUGUGUUUGGUGUAUGUAGUAUUUAUGAGUGACUUUAAUUAACCUGAUGUAUUUUGUAAGAGCUUUUACUUGACUAUUCCUGAAGAUAUUAUGCAAAUAUUAAACCCUCAUUUUCAUUAUUGUUUUAAUGUCCAACCAUGUGCUUCCUAAUGAGCCAGCAGUGACCAAUAAUAUUGUUAUUCUGGAGCAAACUGUGUUUAUAACCUUACUGACCUCUUUUUGGUAAAACAAAUAUAUAUAUUAAUAAAAAGGUAAUGAGCUUCAACUUUGUUGGUCCCUGAAUUUACAAUACAUGUGAAUGAGCCUCAACGUUAUUUAUACACAAAAUAUGCACUUUGU